AUGGUUUCUAAGGUCGUGAUUUUGGCUUCAGCCAUGUUGGCCGCCGUCGCCGGAUCCCCAGUGUACCCGUCACCCGCUUACUCUGCGGCACCCGCUUACCACGCACCAGCGGACUACUCGGCACCCGCCCCGUACAGCUUCGAGUACAGCGUAAACGACCCACACACCUACGACGUCAAGAGCCAACACGAGUACAGCGACGGAAACGGUUACGUCAAGGGAUCUUACAGCCUUUUGGAAGCCGACGGUUCCACCCGCACCGUGGAAUACACCGCCGACGACUACAACGGUUUCAACGCCGUCGUCAAGAACGAAGGUGGAUACAAGGCCCCGUCGUACUCGGCACCGGCUUACUCCGCACCGGCGUACUCGGCACCAGCGUACUCUGCACCGGCCUACAAAGCUCCGUACAGCGCCCAUGCUUACAAACCAGCGUACAAACCAGCUUACUAA
Macrosiphum euphorbiae (potato aphid) is the source of this 453-nucleotide messenger RNA. Lineage: Eukaryota; Metazoa; Arthropoda; Insecta; Hemiptera; Aphididae. The record is from the annotation of a GenBank genome assembly.